This is a messenger RNA of Sodiomyces alkalinus F11, 2199 nucleotides long. RefSeq lists its product as hypothetical. The record is from RefSeq and is a predicted model, not a curated record. NCBI's taxonomy places the organism in Eukaryota, Fungi, Ascomycota, Sordariomycetes, Glomerellales, Plectosphaerellaceae. Gene Ontology annotation, molecular function: oxidoreductase activity, acting on the CH-CH group of donors. The transcript has a single exon. Bases 191 to 2050 code for a protein of 619 amino acids.
GAGUCGAUCGAGUCCGUCAAACCAUGGAGCCGUCUGGAUCCGACAAGGGCUUCUUUCAGCCACCCCCCGAACUGCCUAACCAGUUCCACGACGAUGUUUGCUUCCAGAGAGCCUUACAACGUGAGUCUGAAGAGAGAUGACUCGCCGGUACUGAAACGGACAAGGGAUGGGAUAAAAGAAACUGAGGCCCAUGUUUGUCUCACAUCACUCACCACCCACAGUCUUUCUGCCCCCCGAUAUUCGAACCGCCGUAGAGCCCGAGCUCGCCCAACUGGGCGAAGAUGUCCUCUCGGACCAGAUCUUCGCCUGGAUCACCGACGCAGAACGGAACAAACCCUACCUGCGCGGCGCCGGUCGGGACGCCUUCGGCCGCCCGCGCUCUCACCUCGUCGUCGGCGAAGGGUGGCGCCGUCUCCAAGAAUUCGGCCUCUGCAACGGUUUCGUCGCUGCCGGCUACGACCAUGGUGCCGUCUCCGCAUACGGUCCUUUCGCCCGCGUCGUGCAGUUCUUCCGCCUCCACCUCUGGACCGCCUCGGCCGCCAACGUCACCUGCCCUUCUGCCAUGCAGGAUGGCGCCGCCCGCCUGCUCCAGCUCCACCUCGCCCGGAGUGACCUCGACCCCACGCGCCGCAUGGUUUUCGAGAACGCCUUUCGCCACCUCACCUCCCGUGACCCGGCCACGGCUUGGACGAGCGGCCAGUGGAUGACGGAGCGUACCGGCGGGAGCGACGUCUCGUUGACCGAGACCCUGGCACGGUACCGUCCCUCCUCCGCAGACCCGAACAACCCCCCCGGCCUAGCGAGCGCCGAAGAGGGCAUCCCGCUUGGUCCUUGGUCCGUCUCGGGCUUCAAGUGGUUCUCCAGCGCCACCGAUUCCGCCAUGACUAUCCUGCUAGCCAGGACUCCCAGAGGCAUAACGGCCUUCUUCGCUCCCAUGAGACGCCACGACCCCUCCGCCCGUUCGGAGCUCAACGGCGUGCGGAUCCAGAGACUAAAGCACAAGUUCGGCACCCAGUCGCUACCGACCGCGGAACUCGAGCUGGACGGCAUGCGCGCCUGGCUGGUAGGCGAAGACGGCCGCGGCGUCAACGAGAUCGCCACCGUCCUGACCCUGACCCGGAUCCACUCCGCCGUCGCUGCCCUCGGCUACCUCGGUCGCGGCCUCGGCGUGGCUCGGGCGUACGCCAAGGUGCGCGUCGUCGGUGCGGGCCGCGGACGCCGCCUCCCCCUAACCGAGAGCCCGCUGCACAUGCGCACCCUCGCUGCCAUGACCGCCGACUACCACGGCCUCCUCCUGCUGACCUUCUUCACAUCGUACGUCCUGGGUCUGGACGAACACCCGGCCUCGAAACAAACCCAUGGAGGGGGGAGCAUCCCGUCGGUGUUGGCCGCCUUGACCCCGGAUACCGCGUCCGUGGCGCCCCUUUUGCGCGUCCUCACCCCGCUCUGCAAGGCGUACGUCUGCAAGAACUCCGUGCCCCUGCUGUACGCCUGCAUGGAGUCCCUCGGCGGCCUCGGCUACAUGCUCAACGAAGAGACCGAGUACCUCAAUGUGGCCAGGUUGUUCCGCGAUUGCGGCGUUCUGGCCAUCUGGGAGGGCACCACCGACGUCUUGUCCACCGACUUUGUGAGGGCGCUGAAACACCCCAGAGGCGGCCGGGAGUGUCUAGACGCGCUGGAUCGUCUUAUCACUACCGGAUGGCCCAAGGACGCGGCCGAAAUGGAGAGAGGGGACCAGUCUUCGUCCUGGUGCCCUCUUACUUCAUGGCAGGCCACCAGAGCGCUUCUUGAGGCCCAUUCGCAAGAUGAGCUGAUCGGGGACGCGCGGCAGAUCCUCUGGAGUGUUGCCGAAGCCAUCAUCGCCGUCUUGCUGUACUCCGAUGUUCGACGCGAUGGUGGUGAAGCAGCACGAGACAUCUUGGACCGGUUCGUCGCACAGCGAUCUCGGCAUGCUGGAAGUAGUCCACAGGCACAGGGAUACACCGCAACGCUGCAAAGAGACAAGGCCAUUGUCUAUGGAGGUGCUGUCGCAGGAACCUCGAGAUUAUGAUCUGGCACAAAAUGUGUGGAGUGGUCAUUCCAUUGAUAUAUUAUAUUCCCGACGCAUAUACACAGUCGCGGGAGCCCAUUUUGGUUCUAUGGAGAUAAUAAUGCAUAAAUAAAUGAAUAAAUAAAUGAACACGGGCUUCACCCUCACCG